AUGGCGAAUGAUUUGAAAAGGUAUCAAACGAAGUCAAUCACACCUGUCGAUGAGUAUGUAUGCACAUUAAGCAAUGAAUUACAAAAGGUAGCAGCUAAUGAAAUCAGAGAAACAGAGAAAAUUCGAAUGCACAGCAUAAAGGCAUUAAGAGAUUGGGUGAUGGAAAAUCAAAGAAUAAUCAAGUGUCGUUUAGACAGCGUGGCUUUAUUAAAGGUUCUCAGAGUAAAGAAAUUCAGCAUUCCAUUGGCUCAAGAAGCAAUUGAACGGCAACUUUUAUUCCGAGAAGGACUUUAUGGAUAUGACUUUUAUUCAAACAUUGAUCCAUUGAAGCCUCAUGUCAUGGAGAUGUUGGAGAAAGGAUUAAUUACAGUACUUCCAAAACGUGAUGAAAACAAAAGAUUGACAAUUUACAUCAGAUGGGAAUUAAUGGAUCCUGCAAUUCCCGAAAUUGGAAAUGUUUUCUUGUCAUUAGCAACUAUUUUAUUGGAACUGCUUAUAGACGACGAAGAGAAUCAAAUUCGAGGUUUCAACUACAUUUUUGAUCUUAGUGGAGCGAGUCUUAAGCAGCUGAUGAUCUUUCCAAUUGACGUGUGGUUCAAAAUUGGCAAAAAUUGUGAAAAAACAAUCCUCAAUCGUCAUAAAGCUUUCCAUUUCCUCAAUGUUCAUCCAUCAGCAAUGUUUUUGAUAAAAUUCUUCAUGAAGCACAUGCCAGAAAAAUUAAGAAAACGAGUCAAGCUUUAUUCAACAAAUUUAACUGAGUCUGGGAUAGUUCCAUUGGACAAUAUUCCUAUUGAAUAUGGCGGUACGAUUCCUUUGAAGUCGAUUACAGAUGAAUGGAAGGAACUCAUCCUCUCCAAAAAGGAAUUCUUUGCAAAUUACAACAAUAUCAAAAUCAAUCAAGCUUUAUAUCCACAGAAUUAUCUAGAAUGUUCUGUCGAUAGUUUGAAGAUUCCAGUUAAUCACUUGGAUUUCAAUAAUGACAUAAAGUCAAAGAGUGGAUACGCCAGCGGAGGAAUUAUUGGUAGCUUUAGGAAGCUCGAGAUUGAUUAA
Chironomus riparius is the source of this 1050-nucleotide messenger RNA. Lineage: Eukaryota; Metazoa; Arthropoda; Insecta; Diptera; Chironomidae. The record is from the annotation of a GenBank genome assembly.